This is a messenger RNA of Armigeres subalbatus, 2106 nucleotides long. RefSeq names its product trypsin-7-like. The coding region runs from base 1229 to 2059 and encodes 276 amino acids. The transcript has 4 exons. Gene Ontology annotation, biological process: proteolysis. Gene Ontology annotation, molecular function: serine-type endopeptidase activity. The record is from RefSeq and is a predicted model, not a curated record. NCBI's taxonomy places the organism in Eukaryota, Metazoa, Arthropoda, Insecta, Diptera, Culicidae.
GCUAGGCUGUUCAAAUGCUUCAAUUUCCUAAUGUUUCUGCGUUAUUUAGAGUCUAAUAAACUCAUUUUUUGAUCUCCCAGAAGACCUCGAUUCAUUAUUGAUAACAGAAAUUGUCUACAUUUCAUACAAAUCUACAUGUCAUACAAAUUAUUCAUCGGACCCUUUUCUAGACAUCCCUUUUACUACAGAUUUCAUAGAUUCACCAUAUUUUACUGAUUUAUUUAUUUAUAGGGUUAAGGCAGGCAUUUUAGUCUUAUGGUCAUAGUAUCAAAUAUCAAUAAAAUAGAAGCUUUUUUGCCAAAUUCAUCCGUACCCAAUCGUAAGCUUGGGCGAAACGUUCUGCUAUAGUGGAGUUCUAGCAAAAUGACGUUGCUUUCAUUGAUUUUAUCCCCUAUGACGAUGGACGGAAAUACCUACCGUGUCCCUAAUAGAAUGUGUGAUGUUUUCCAGAAUACCUGAAAAUGCGGGAUAAGUAAGCUGAAUCCGUGACUGUCCCGCAUAAUCUAAGCGUUACGUAAUUUAUGGAUGUUGUUGUUGAUGGAUCCCGAGGUAAGAACCAUUGAUCACACUUUCUAAAUAACUAAUGAAAAUAAAUUAGGAAAACAAAACAAUCACCCCAGCAACGAAUCAUUAAAUUUGUAAUAGGAAAUAUCCUAUCCUAAACCAGAUAGAUUAAAGCAAUUUUGGUAGCGGUCGAAUGGCAUAUGAAUUUCUAUUUCUAAACGCGCAAAACUAUCUGAAUCGAUUAGAAAUUGCCAAAAGUUAUACACAUAACGUUCUGCGUAGUUAUUCAGGUUCCAUUUUCAGCCUUUCAAUUGGUAAAACAAGACAUACAACAAUCCAUAUAAAAGGGUAAUUAGGUAUCGACAAUAAUCCCAACAUGAUUCUAAACAAUUUCAUACUUAGUGAAUACGCCAGCACCCAGUCCACUGAACGCACAAUCCAAAGUAUCAGUGCUACUUAGGAUUUUCCAAAACCCGGGAGCUAAUCGACUAACAGAUGAUGAAUUUGGGAAACCCAUACGGAAAGGGCAGUAGAUUUGAGAGAUGACAUCAGCUCACAUGGAUGUAUUUUCCGUUUGCAGUGCAUAUCUAAUCUCCCACCAGAAAACCGAAUUACAUAUAAUUGUAAUUGAAAUCGUGUCACCUUAGAAUGACGAAAAUUCAUAUAAAUAUAAAUUCGCCUAUUUCUUAAGUAUCAUUAAGUAGUAGAAUUGAGUCAAAGUAAGAUGACGAAAGUACUCAUAGUUAUUGCAUUAUACCUUGCAACAGUAGCUGCAGGUCCUGAGGAGGACAUUUGGUUGCAGUUCAAUAAACGUAUGCCAAAUGCAUACUAUGGAUUGAAGGAACCCAUUGUGAGGCCUCCCAUUACUGGACGAGUUGUCGGAGGUAUUGAUGCCAACAUUGCGGACUUCCCGUAUCAACUUUCGUUGCGCUACAAUGGAUUCCAUGCCUGUGGAGCUUCGAUCAUUUCUAACCAAUGGGCUCUUUCGGCUGCUCACUGUACUUAUCCGUUGCCUAGUGUGGAUAUUGUAAGCCUUCGUGGAGGCACCGCUAACCGCUUGCUUGGAGGCACCAUAUUCAGUGUUGAUUUGAUUAUUAACCAUCCUCAAUACGUCGAUGAGACUCUUGAAAACGAUGUUUGUGUACUUCGCACUGUGCAAGCUUUGCAAGGAUUGGAUAUUACUCCCAUUCAGCUGGUGCCAGCUGAAACGUAUUAUCCGCAUGGAACUCGCGCCGUCGUGUCAGGCUGGGGUCUCACGAGCGUACCUGGGUCACUGCCAGUCACACUACAGAUGGUUGACAUCCCAGUGGUUGAUCAAGCAACAUGUCGCGCUGGGUGGCCAGAAGGAUGGGUGACCGAUGAUAUGAUUUGCGCCAGUGAGCCAAAUCGUGAUGCCUGCGAUGGAGAUAGCGGUGGCCCACUUGUUACUGGUGGACGACAGAUUGGUAUUGUUUCAUGGGGCGCACUAAACUGUCUUGGUAACGAACCUGGGGUAUAUGCCCGAGUAGCUUUCCCGCUUAUUCGUAACUGGAUCACAGAAGUCACCGGAGUGUAAAAGCUUUUAUUUUGCCAAGAGUUAUUGAAUAAUAAAAUGUAUUUAAU